CUGCUAGGGCGCGGUCCGGGAACCUGAUCCAGGGUCCCCAGCUCGCGCCCGGCGCCCGAGCUGGUACUGGCGCUUUUCUCUGGUCUGUUUCCCUUCGCUGGGCAGCACACGGCUGUUCUGCAGCUGGGAGCAGGAUGAGACGAGCAACACAGAGGCUUUGUGCCCUGAGCAAGGGGCUCAUUAUUCCUGGCAGAGGACUGACCCACGAAUCCUGGGAUGCCAACAAGCCGAGAAUCUACAUGCAUGAAGCACGUUCAUCUCUACAUGUGAAUGAUGUUCGGGAUAAGUUGCGAGAGAUAGUGGGAGCAUCCACAAACUGGAGAGACCACGUGAGAGCAAUGGAGGAAAGGAAGUUACUCCAUAGUUUUUUGGCUAAGUCACAGGAAGCACUACCUCCUAGAAAAAUGAAGGACAGCUUUAUUGAAGUUUUCUUGCCUUUGGGCAGUGAGCCUGAAUUACGAGAAAAAUAUUUGACUGUUCAGAACACUGUAAGAUUUGGCAGGAUUCUUGAGGAUCUUGACAGCUUGGGAGUUCUUAUUUCCUACAUGCACACCAAAAAUCAUUCUGUUAAGAUGUCUCCUAUAUCCAUAGUCACAGCCCUGGUUGACAAAAUUGAUAUGUGUAAGCAGAGCUUAAGCCCAGAGCAGGACAUUAAGUUCAGUGGCCAUGUGAGCUGGGUUGGGAAGACGUCCAUGGAAGUGAAGAUGAAAAUGUUCCAGUUGCAAGAUGGUGCAUUUUGUCCUGUUUUGGAUGCAACGUUUGUAAUGGUGGCUCGUGAUUGUGAAAAUAAAGGACCAGCAUUUGUGAAUCCACUCAUCCUUGAUAACCCAGAAGAGGAAGAGAUCUUUAAACAAGGAGAAUUGAACAAGGGGAGAAGGAUCUCCAUGAGCUCCAUUUCUUUACUGAAAAUGGCUCCUGACGCUGAUGAGCGGAAUACCAUACACGACAUGUUUCUCAGCACGCUGGAUCCCAAGACUAUAAGCUUUCAGAGUCGCAUUUUGCCCCCUAAUGCAGUGUGGAUGGAGGAUACAAAAUUGAAGAGCUUGGACAUUUGUCACCCUCAGGAGCGGAACAUUUUCAAUCGGAUCUUUGGUGGUUUUAUUAUGAGGAAAGCAUAUGAGCUAGCAUGGGCUACUGCUUGUAGCUUUGGAGGUUCUAGACCAUUUGUGGUGACAGUAGAUGACAUCAUGUUCCAGAAACCUGUGGAAGUGGGCUCGCUGCUCUUUCUUUCCUCUCAGGUCUGCUUUACUCAGAACAAUUAUAUUCAAGUCCGAGUGCAUAGUGAAGUGGCCUCUCUUCACAAUAAAGAACACAUGACCACCAACGUCUUUCACUUUACAUUCAUAUCACAAAAUGAGGUGCCCUUGGUUUUCCCCAGAACAUACGGAGAGUCCAUGUUGUAUUUAGAUGGGCAGCGGCAUUUCCUCUCCAUGAGUGCCCCAGUGAAAAAGGACUACCUCGUGGAGCCCUAGGAACACCUUACCUGUUAUACACCAGCACUCCAUUGGCAAUGACCUCUAAUGCCUGCUGAAGGCCUGAGCAAGUUGUGUUGCUUUUAGCAUCCUCCAUAGAGGAGAAGGUAUCAGUGGGUAGGAUGACCAGAAAGGCAGAAAAGAGAGUGACUGGAUGGGCUGAGGUGUGGAUGAGCAAUUAAAUAAAUAACUUCCAAACUAGA
Molecule: messenger RNA, 1675 nt
Organism: Dipodomys spectabilis (banner-tailed kangaroo rat)
Lineage: Eukaryota; Metazoa; Chordata; Mammalia; Rodentia; Heteromyidae
Gene: Acot9
Product: acyl-CoA thioesterase 9
Exons: 16
Coding region: 135-1472 (445 amino acids)
Biological process (GO): acyl-CoA metabolic process
Cellular component (GO): mitochondrion
Molecular function (GO): fatty acyl-CoA hydrolase activity
Source: RefSeq, a predicted model, not a curated record